AAACCAUCUUCUGGCGUUCGUUGCGCGUACCGGAAGUCGGAAGUUGCAGCUUGUACGUCAUUACGUUUCAACGUCACAUCACCAACAGCGGGAAGGUGUAGUUUAGUGUUAAAGAAGAGCAAUAUUAAAAAACUGCGAUCUAAAAAUGUCAAAGAUUGAUAAGAUGAGCAUCCUGGGGGUGAGGAGCUUUGGGAUUGAGGAUAAAGACAAACAAGUCAUAUCCUUCCUCACUCCUCUUACUGUACUGGUCGGACCCAAUGGAGCUGGAAAAACGACUAUAAUUGAGUGCCUGAAAUAUGCAACAUCAGGUGAACUUCCCCCUGGAUCUAAAGGGGGGGCCUUUGUCCAUGAUCCCAAGGAUGUCCAUGAGACAGAUGUACGAGCACAGAUUCGCCUCUUAUUCACUGAUGUAAAUGGAGAAAAAGUGACCAUCCAACGCUCCAUGUCUUGUACUCAGAAGGCGAAGAACUACUCUUUUAAAAGCUUGGAGCAGGUCAUCACUAGAACAAAAGAUGGUCAGAAAGUCAGUUUGUCCUCUAAGUGCGGUGAACUGGAUCGGGAGAUGAUUUCUUCCCUGGGUGUCUCUAAGCCUGUGCUGAAUCACGUCAUCUUUUGUCACCAAGAAGAGUCCAAUUGGCCACUCAGUGAAGGAAAAGCCCUCAAAGACAAGUUUGACUCAAUUUUCGCUGCUACAAAGUAUAUCAAAGCUUUGGACACGAUGCGUCAGCUGCGUCUAGCAAACCAGCAUACGGUCAAAGAGUGUCAGGUGGAGCUUCGCUACUUAAACCAGAACAAGGAGAAAGCCCAGCAGAUUAGGGCUACGGUGGCGACCAAGGAGGCUCAGCUGACGGCUUCUAAAGACAACGUACAACAACUAGAGAACAAGAUAGAGCCACUUGAGGAUCGAUUGAUGGAAAUUGAUUCCAAACUCGGAAAAGUGAUGAAACUGGACAACGACAUCAAGGCCUUAGAGAGCAGGAAGAAGCAAAUGGAGGAGGACAACAGGGAGCUGGAAGAAACGAUGGAUCAGGUGUUUCAGGGUUCAGAUGAGCAGCUGCAGGAGAUUUAUCAGAACCACCAGAAGACGGUGAAAGAUAAAGAGCGGAGGCUGACAGACUGCCAGAAGGAAGUGGAGAGAGCUGGGCGAGAAUGUCAGAGGCUGAACAGAGUCAAGUCUGAGCUCUUGGUGGAACAAGGUCGCCUACAGCUGGAGGCUGAUCGACACACUCAAAACAUCAAGAAUCGUGACACUCAGGUUCGCUCCUUAUCAUCAUACCUGGACAUGGAGGGAUACGACCGUCCGCCCUUUACAUCUAUUCAGCUCAGAAGUUUCCACAAUCAACUUGAUGAGAGACUGGAGCAGGAGAAAGAAACAUUUAAUCGUGUCAUGAUGGACUUGCAGGCAAAAGAGCAGCAGAAGCAACAGGCCAUCGAUGAAAUGCGGGAUAAGAAGACUGGUCUAGAAAGAACGGUGGAGCUGAAGAGAGACCUGCAGGGAAAGAAGCAGCAAGAACUGAGAAAUGUCAGAGCAGAGCUUCAGAGGCUGGAGGGUUCCUCCACCCGCCUGCAGCAACUCGAAAGUGAAUUGGCCAAAGCUGAGAGGGAGCUACAGAGUGCAGUAGAGAAUUCUAAUGUUGAGCAGCUGAAGGCUGAGGUUUUGGAGCUCCAGAAAGAAAAGGCUAAUCUUGACCGUACGCAAAGACAGCUGGACCAAGAGAUGGAAAUGCUAAACACACACACCACUGCACGCACACAGAUGGACAUGCUGCAAAAAGACAAGUCAGAAAAGGAAGACCAAGUUCGAAAGAUCAAGUCACGCCACAGUGAGGAUCUGGUGUCUUUGCUGGGUCACUUUCCCAAUAAGAGAGAGCUGGAGGACUGGAUCUAUUCUAAGUCUAAAGAAAUCAACAGUACCAGAGACAGACUUGCUAAACUCAAUAAGGACCUGGCCUCAAGCGAGCAGAACAAAAGCCACAUUGCUUCUGAGCUACGUAAGAGGGAGCAGCAACUGGUUGAUGAUGAGGAAAAGUUUUUUAAUGUGUGUGGAAGUCAGGAUUUAGAGCAUGACCUGAGCAAACUGCAAGAUGAUCUGGAGAAAGUAUUCAAACAAAGAGCCAUGCUGGCUGGAGCCACAGCAGUGUACACACAGUUCAUUAGCCAGCUGACAGAGGAGCGAGAGCCCUGCUGUCCGGUGUGCCAGCGAACCUUCCCUUCAGAGUCCGAUCUGCAGGAAGUCAUCAGUGACAUGCAGUCCAAACUGCGCCUGGUGCCAGACAAACUAAAAAACACUGAGCAGGACCUGAAGAGGAAGGAGAGGAAGAAGGAUGAGAUGAUGGCCCUCAGGCCUGUCAGGCAAACUAUUGUACAGUUGCAGGAAAAGGAGUUGCCUGAGUUAAGAAACCGCCUCCAGAUUGUAAACAGGGAAAUUGAUCGGCUGAAGAGGGAAGUGGAGGAGCAGGACGCCCUGCUGGCUACCCUCAUGUCAGAGGAGGAGUCAGCCAAAGCAUGUCUGCAGGACAUAUCUCUCAUGGACCGAUACCUGAUGGAUCUUAGAGAGGUGGAGAGGAAAAUAGCUCAGCAGGGUGCCAAACUCCAGGGGGUAGACCUGAGCAGAACCGUCCAGCAAGUCAGUCAAGAGAAACAAGAAACUCAGCACAAGAUAGACACCACCUCCAGCAAGAUCGAGCUGAAACGUAAACUGACCCAGGACCAGCAGGAUCAGAUCCAGAUGCUGAAAAGUUCUGUGAAUGAGACGAAGGCCGAGAAGCUCCAGCUGAGCAGUGACAUGCAGAAACAGCAGCAGCUGGAAGAGCAGUGUGUUGAGUUCACCACAGAGAUUCAGGCCUUAACCAGAGACAUCAGGGAAGCAAAGGAACAGCUCUCUCCUUUGUCCACCUCUCUGGACAAACUCCAGCAGGAGAAGCAGGAGCUCCUGGAGCGCAAGAAGCAAAAGCAGGAAGAAGGGCAGGAGAAGGUCAGUGCCAUCAAAGAAAGAGUGAAGGUGGUCAGCAACCUGGAGAGAGAUAUCACCAAGUACCUGGAUGAGGGCAAGGGUGAAUACAAAGAGCAAAAAGAGUCUGAGCUUCAGGAGACCAACACUCAGCUACAUGACGCUGAGAAGCAAAAAGAAAAGAUUAGCAAAGAGAUGGGAAACAUCCGUCAGGACAUAGAUACUCAGAAGGUUCAGGAGCGCUGGCUACAGGACAACCUGACCCUCAGGAAGCGCAUGGAGGAGUUAAAGGAGGUGGUGGCCAAACAUGAGGCUCUAAUGAAGGACAUGGGCAACAUGCAAGUCCUGCAGCUUCGCCAGGAGCGUCGGGAUACAGAGCGAAAGUUAGAGGACCUAAAAAAGAACAGGAGUAUCGCUCUAGGACGACAGAAAGGUUUUGAGGAGGAGAUCAUGCACUACAGAAAAGAGCUACGAGAAGAUCAGUACGACAAAGCUGAGGAGCGCUAUAAAAACAAGAUGAUCAUCAUGAGGACCACAGAGCUGGUCAUUAAAGAUCUGGAUCUGUACUACAAGGCGCUGGAUCAAUCUAUUAUGAAAUUCCACAGCAUGAAGAUGGAUGAGAUUAACAAGAUCAUCCGUGACCUUUGGCGAAGCACCUACAGGGGCCAAGAUAUUGAAUAUGUGGAGAUCAGAUCUGAUGUAGACGAGAACUCAACUGCUGCAGUGAAGAGAAGGGUUUACAACUACAGAGUGGUGAUGGUGAAAGGAGACACCACUUUGGACAUGAGAGGGCGCUGUAGUGCCGGUCAAAAGGUGUUAGCCUCCCUGAUCAUCCGUCUGGCUCUGGCAGAGACCUUCUGCCUGAACUGUGGGAUCCUGGCUCUGGAUGAGCCCACCACCAACCUGGAUCGGGAGAAUAUCGAGUCGCUGGCACAUGCACUUGUAGAAAUUAUAAAAAGUCGCUCUCGCCAGCGCAACUUCCAGCUGCUGAUCAUCACCCACGACGAGGACUUUGUGGAGCUGCUCGGCCGCUCCAGCUACAUCGAACACUUUUACCGCAUCCGCAAAAACCAUGAGCAGAAUUCUGAGAUCACCAAGUGCAGCAUAAAUUCACUGACAAGUUAUCUUCACUGAGCAGCUGCGUGUUCAAAAACGGCUGACACCACCAAGUGGAGGCCUCAUUCAUUACAGCGGACAAGGUUUUUUCAAUACUUUAUUUUGAUUUCCAAUACAAUAGUCAUAUAUUCCACAGUUGGAAACAUGGAAAGGUUUAAAUGUGUUUAUCAAAGUUUAUCCUCCACUUGUGAAAAUAUCCAUAAUUGUUCGGGUUUGGUAUUUUUACUAAACGUGUUUUGUUUGUCAUGAAGGUAAAAAACUUAAUAAUUGAAUACAGCUUCUUUCUCAUCUUUGACUUUUCCUUUGGUGAACGAUGACUCCACAGCUUUCUACAGACACGGGUCACUUAUAACUCCUUAUUGGAUCGUACCAUUGAUGCUUGACACAAAAAAGGAAACUGAACCAAAGAUUACUUGUGAAAGCAUCUUUGACAAAUAAUCUUCUGUUGAAUUUCCUUUUUCUUUGUAAUGCAGGGCCAUUUCAUAGAAUUGUAGCUUAAUUUUGGUGAAGAAUCAGUCAACCACUAGAUCUUAUCUUGCGUGUGUUGUCACUUGAAGCGUGGGCUUAGCAAAUAUAAAUUACCUCUCAUUUGAUAACUGCUCACAACGAGCUCCAGGGUGACAGUCUCGAGGUGCAUUCAAGAACUUCUUGAACCAGGGUACUUCUCAACUUUACGUCCAAAAAGCUGAUAUCAUGAAAGUAAUAGUCCUGCUGGUGUUUGCUGUCGUUGUGCUGGUCGGCUCCCAUCCUCUUACCCGUAACCUAAUGAGCAUCAUCUCCACUCUUGAGCAUUUGAAAACCCUUGAAUGUGAGGUAAGUACUGCAUCUAGUUCCAUUAUUAUGUGUAAUUGAAAUUAAAAACCUAACACAGUCAAAUGGGUCAACAUGCGUAUUAUAAGUUUUCAUUUUAUAUUUGCAGAACUUUGUGAACAGUGUAUUUGAGGAUCGUGUCUAUGAGUUCAAAUACCUCUGCAAAGUGAGCGACAUCUUGAAAAAGGACAGCGAUUGCAAGUUUUCGGAGAAGGAGAAGAUUAUGCGAGAGCUGCAACAAAUUUCCAAUCAUUCAAAAACAAACUGUACUGAGGAACUUGAGAAUAUGAGCCUAUCAAACACAACCAUUCUGAUGAAAAACCUGAUGAGGGACCUGUCAAAGUGGGCCAAAACCAUGUUGUUCCGCAACGGACUGGAUUCUAAGGAAACCUGAACCUGAAGACCUGAGUCAAAUAUUUAACUUCUGUUUUUUUUUUUUUUUUUUCAGAUUUCA
Molecule: messenger RNA, 5330 nt
Organism: Cynoglossus semilaevis (tongue sole)
Lineage: Eukaryota; Metazoa; Chordata; Actinopteri; Pleuronectiformes; Cynoglossidae
Gene: rad50
Product: RAD50 homolog, double strand break repair protein
Exons: 30
Coding region: 146-4084 (1312 amino acids)
Biological process (GO): chromosome organization involved in meiotic cell cycle; telomere maintenance via recombination; double-strand break repair
Cellular component (GO): condensed nuclear chromosome; Mre11 complex; nucleus
Molecular function (GO): single-stranded telomeric DNA binding; ATP hydrolysis activity; double-stranded telomeric DNA binding
Source: RefSeq, a predicted model, not a curated record